AUGCCCUGCCAGGAUGCCCACUUAUGCCCACCCCCCCCGGUGGAAGUGCGGUGUGGGCCGCAACGCAUGGUGGUGACCGUCCAGAGGGAUCUUUUUGGGGUGGGGAAGCUGGUGGAUCCCACGGAGCUGACCUUGGGGCCUGCUGCCUGCCCCCCUGUGAGUCUGGAGGCUGGCGUGGUGGUCUUUGAGGCGGGUCUCCAUGAGUGUGGCAGCGUGGUGCAGAUGAACCCCGACUUCCUGAUCUACCAGACCCAGCUCUUCUACAGGCCUUCUUUGGCCAACCACCCGGUCAUUGCCCGAAGUCGUGGGGCCACCAUCGGGCUGGAAUGCCGCUAUCCCAGGAAGGACAAUGUGACCAGGAAAGCCCUGCACCCCACCUGGCUCCCCUUCGCGUCCACGGCCUUGAGGGAAGCCAAGUUGGGAUUCUCCUUGAAGCUGAUGAACGAUGACUGGACGGCCGAAAGAGGCUCUGACCGCUUCCUGCUGGGGGAGCCCUUGCGCCUUCAGGCCGACGUCCAAGCGGAGAACCACCCUGCCCUGAGGCUCUGGGUGGGGAGCUGCAGAGCCGGCAUGAGCCCCAUGCCCACUUCCGGACCCCAGUAUGAGAUUAUGGGCGCCGGCGGAUGCCUGCUUGACGGGCGGGAAGAAGGGGUCUCGUCCGCCUUCCUCACCCCACGGCUGCGCCAGGAGACCCUGAGAUUCACCGUGGACGCCUUCAGAUUCGCCGGAGAGGCCCAGAAACUGAUUUAUAUAACCUGCCGCCUGAAAGUCACCCCAGGAGAUCAACCGCCAGAUGUUUUGAACAAAGCUUGUUCCUUUGAUGCUGCCAGCCAUUCGUGGGUCCCUGUGGAAGGACCGGGCGCCAUUUGUGGCUGUUGCGAGACCCGGAGCUGCGGUGGGGCGACGGAGGGGCAGGACCCUCAAGGCUUUGACGAUGGAGAGACGAAUUGGCAACGGAGCUUGAUAGUGGAGGCAGCCGCUCCUGAGGUCGCUCUGGCCCUGGGACCCCUCUUCGUCUUGGACCCUCAGCAGGGGAGCACCGGUCAGUUUCCGGGAGAAGCUAUGGAAGAGGAGAUGGUGGCGGAAGGUACCGGACUCUUUUCUCGUUACGAAUGUUCGGGGCUCCAAGGAGGCUCUCGUGUGAUGUUCUCCUCUUGA
Molecule: messenger RNA, 1158 nt
Organism: Ahaetulla prasina
Lineage: Eukaryota; Metazoa; Chordata; Lepidosauria; Squamata; Colubridae
Product: zona pellucida sperm-binding protein 3-like
Exons: 8
Coding region: 1-1158 (385 amino acids)
Biological process (GO): positive regulation of acrosome reaction; binding of sperm to zona pellucida; egg coat formation
Cellular component (GO): extracellular matrix
Molecular function (GO): acrosin binding
Source: RefSeq, a predicted model, not a curated record